Melitaea cinxia (Glanville fritillary) is the source of this 682-nucleotide messenger RNA. RefSeq lists its product as uncharacterized. The transcript is spliced from 2 exons. The record is from RefSeq and is a predicted model, not a curated record. Lineage: Eukaryota; Metazoa; Arthropoda; Insecta; Lepidoptera; Nymphalidae. The coding region runs from base 1 to 591 and encodes 196 amino acids.
AUGUACUCCGCGCUGGGAACUGUUGCCGCUAAGAUGUCCCGGAUCUUGGUCGCUUAUGUACUCAUUGGUAUUCUGAAGAAUUCUGUGUCUCAAACAACGUUUAGUACGAGCUUUGGAACUAACCAGGCGCUUGGCAACGGCCUGGCAGCCAAUAAUUUAGUUGCUAACAAUCCUGUAGCUAAUGCAAUUGCAAGCAAUAUAGUUCGUGGGAAUGCUGUAGCCAACCAAUUGGCUUUUAAUAAUGGCAUGGAUACUUCUCUUGUCAAUUCCAUAGCUGGCAAUCCGAUAAUAGCGACAACUAAUGUUGCAAAUACUAUAGCUGGAAACAAUGAUGCUGCUAUUAAUGUCGCUGCUGAAAAUGCUGCUUUAAGUCUAAAUGGCUUGACAGUAGCAGGAUUGCCAAUACCUGGCGUUUCUCCAGUAGAAAUCGGCGAAGUUGCUGUUAAAGGAGAACUGCCAGUAGGUGGUUUAACAGCCAUAGCUGGUAAUGUGCCGGUGAUUGGCUACGUAAGUUUCGAGGGUAUCUUGCCAGCCGCCGGGCUCGUGAGUAUCGCCAGCAACUGUGGAUCCAACGACCACGUGGUUCAUUAGUAUUUCUGUGAUCUAAUGUAGUUUAAUAUGUAAUUUAUUUUGUAUUUAUUUAAAUCUUUAAUAUAAUAAAAUAUUUAUUGUUAAUCCUAAA